AUGGAGGGGUUUACUUUCCUGCUGCCCCUUCAUCAUCUUGCUUUUCUCCUCCAUUCAACUACCCAUUUUCAACACUGGUGCGUUUUCAUACAAAACUCCCUAUCCGCUCUUGCUCGUACCUACUAUAAUACAAUGCACGCUGCAAGCCUAAUGCUACUCCCAGCACUGAUGCUGCUCUCGCCAGUCAAUGGCGGGCGGCCCUAUUAUCCAUUGCCGACGCCUGAAGGUGCACUGGUGCACCCGAUGGUUAAGAGGCAAGAGGCGGGAACAGAGCACAGCCUGAACAGAAAGGAGUUCAUGGGAAGGAUGUUCCCGGCAGUAUCUAGUAGUAGCACAAAGUCCGAGAGUGGUGAUUUUACUGCUAGUGUGCCGAUAUCGUAA
This is a messenger RNA of Linderina pennispora, 381 nucleotides long. RefSeq lists its product as uncharacterized. The record is from RefSeq and is a predicted model, not a curated record. The coding region runs from base 1 to 381 and encodes 126 amino acids. The transcript has a single exon. NCBI's taxonomy places the organism in Eukaryota, Fungi, Kickxellomycota, Kickxellomycetes, Kickxellales, Kickxellaceae.